CGGCGGGGCUGUGGCGGUGGCGGUGGCCGUGGCCGGGACUGGGCGAGUUGGAGCGAGCGGCGGCGGCGGUACGGCUGCGGCGGCAGCAUGGCUUCGUUGCAAGGGAAGAACGAGCUGCUCUUCGCCGACUGGAUGGCAGCGCUGCCUGGCAGCCUCCACAGCACCCCGCUCACCAACCUGGCCAUCCCCGGGUCUCAUGACUCUUUUAGCUUCUACAUUGAUGAAGCCUCUCCAGUUGGGCCUGAGCAGCCGGAGACGGUCCAGAAUUUUGUGUCAGUUUUUGGGACUGUGGCUAAAAAGCUGAUGAGGAAGUGGCUGGCUACACAGACCAUGAACUUCACCAGCCAGCUGGGGGCAGGUAUACGGUAUUUCGAUCUCAGAAUUUCCACCAAGCCCAGAGACCCAGAUAAUGAACUCUACUUUGCUCAUGGUUUAUUUAGUGCCAAAGUCAAGGAAGGCCUGGAGGAGAUCAAUGCAUUUCUCAUUGAGCAUCCAAAAGAAGUGGUCUUCUUGGACUUCAAUCAUUUCUAUGGGAUGCAGAAAUGCCAUCAUGAAAAACUUGUCCAGAUGCUCAAAGACACAUACGGAAACAAAAUGUGUCCUGCUAUAUUUGCCCAUGAAGUCAGCCUCCAGUACCUGUGGGAGAAGGAGCACCAAGUGCUAGUGUUCUACCACAGUCCAGUGGCUGUCGAGGUAGCCUUUCUGUGGCCAGGCCAGAUGAUGCCAGCUCCCUGGGCAAACACAACGGAUACGGAAAAGUUGAUUCAGUUCCUGCAGGCAUCGAUCACUGAACGAAGAAAGAAAGGCUCCUUUUUCAUAUCUCAAGUAGUGCUGACACCAAAGGCUAGUACAGUGGUGAAAGGGGUUGCAAGUGGUCUCAGAGAAACGAUCACAGAAAGGGCUCUUCCUGCAAUGAUGGAGUGGGUCCGAACUCAGAAAGCAGGAGAAAGUGGUGUGAAUAUUAUCACUGCAGAUUUUGUAGAACUUGGUGACUUUAUCAGCACAGUCAUAAAACUCAACUAUUCUCUGGUUGAAGAUGUUACCAAGGGUUGCCCGUAGAGCUGACUCCCUCGCUUUCUGGCACGAAGGAGUAAAACUUGGAGCUCACUUACAGAUUUGUAAAUACAGAACAGGAUGUUUGCCUGAUCAACUGCCUUGACUGUACAAGGUGGCAAAGACAUGGUUUCCAGUGUGUUGUAGAUCAAAUCACUUCUGCACACACACAACUGCUGACGUCAGCAGGAACUGUGAUUAUGUAAUUGAGUGGCCUCAAAUUCAUCUUCUGGAAUAUAGUCAUGAUAGGAGGAUGGGGAUAUCCUGGCUUUAAGGAAGUGCCUGUGUGCUAUGCAAUACUGCUCAUGUCCUGUGUUGGAACAUAGCUUUAAAUUUGCAGGAAGAGCUUUGAACUUUGCUCCAGUGUAGGUUGGACCUAUCAAAAAAAAAAAAAAAUCCUUAGUAAAAAUUGUGAAUGCCAUAGGCUGAUCAGGAUGGCCUGGCUUGCCCAUGUACAGCGUUCUGCUUUCAGGAGUUGUGGCAGUUUUAAAUUAAAAAAAAAAAAAAAAAAAAAAAAAAACUAUAAUAAUUCGCUGUCCCUGCAGGACCUACUUAGGAAUCUCAACAUUGCCUACAGGUAUGACUCCUGUAUGUUCCCACAGCCAAGUCUAGCUCUCCCUUCAUGGUUUAUAUUAAGAUGCCUGAUGCCAAGAGUAAUUAGGAUAGAGAUGCUAACUAAACACAAGGAGUGUCAACCUUGUGCCUGGCUGGUUGGAGUAGGAUGCCUGCCCUCCAGCAGCACAUUUGCUAUGAGGUCAGCUUCAGUCAGAUCCACCUGAACAGUGACUGAGGGAAGGCACAAGUCUGCUUUCAAAGCCUCUUCAGUUGUCCAGUUAAAAUGCAGCAUCUUCCCACUUCUCUCCUUUGCAUCUGCUCCGUGCUGCUUAUCUGGACUUGUGCGUACACAUCCCUUUACCUGCCAGGUGAAUAUUAGAUAUUUGUCAGCCUCAGCACAUCAUAGCAGCCCACAUGGUCGUAUAAGAUGUUAAGUGUGUGGGGCUAAAAGCUGGAAGUGGGCCUCAUCUAAUGUCCCAGGAUUGUUUAUGAACACACUCCAAGUUAUGCACACACAUCCUCUUGAAGAAGCGUCGCCUUGGCCAAUGAGUAUCUCCUCAGAGGGAGGUGCACUUAGGGGUUUUUUGUUUCUGCAGUAAGAUUGCAUGUACUAAUAUCUUCCUUCAGCCUUUGAUCCUACAAAUGUCAGUUUGAUUGGAAGAAAUUUCUCAAGUAGCUGCAAUUAGUUUUGCUGUGAAGCGGGGAUCCUUAAAGCAGAAUCCUGGAGUUAUGUGUAAUUACUAUUACUGAAAAUAAAAAUAUGUGGUAAAACCCACAAUUUUAAAAAGAAAAAUUGUAUGGGCUUGCCAGGAAAGUUAAGUUUUUGACUGCCUCAGUCAUCAGUAGUUUAGUAUAAUCUAGGUGAUGAUUAUUAGCAUGUUAUUGCCACACUGCCUCCUGACACUGUUCAGGGUCUCUGUACAGAAGCCUUAUUAUUCCCAGUGAGCAUUAAUGCAUUUGAAUGACUUGUCUCAGUUUUGAUGGGAAGGAGGAUUGUGUAACACUGAGAACAUGAAGCUCCCUGUGUGUUGUGCCCACAAAGGUUCACAGAGCUGCACCUUCUCGUUUUAGGAUCUGUUUAAUGGUACUUUAAUAAAUGUUGUGUAAAAAAAAAUGCCUACAGUUCUGUAUAGCAAAUGUGAAUUUUUAUGACAAGAAUGUGUAUUUAGAGUAAAAAAAGGAAUAUAAAAUCCAGUUUCUUUGUAUUCAGUGAAACAUCUAAUAAAGCUCUGGUACCUGUA
Messenger RNA from Taeniopygia guttata (zebra finch), 2849 nucleotides. It is a transcript of the gene PLCXD3, whose product is annotated as phosphatidylinositol specific phospholipase C X domain containing 3. Gene Ontology annotation, cellular component: synapse. Gene Ontology annotation, biological process: lipid metabolic process. Lineage: Eukaryota; Metazoa; Chordata; Aves; Passeriformes; Estrildidae. Gene Ontology annotation, molecular function: phosphoric diester hydrolase activity. The record is from RefSeq and is a predicted model, not a curated record.